CCCGCGGCGGCCGCGCCAGAGCCUGCGCACUGGGGCCCCAGCGCCUGCGGCGGCUCCCCGCUCCUUCUCUGAAGAUGGCGGAGCGCGCCGGUGCUGGCACAUCCCUGAGGGGGCUGCGGGAACGGAUGGUUGCUGCUGCUAAUGCCAUUGCUGAAGAAAGACGGAGUCAGGGUAGCUUUAGCGCUCUUCCAUCACAGCCCUCAAAUAUAAAAUCAGCGUUUAAACCAGUAAUAGAUGGAUCUGUGCUUAAAAAUGAUGUAAAGCAAAGAUUAGCAAAGGAGCGCAGAGAGGAGAAAAAAAGACAAGAUGAUGCUAAUAAAGAGACACAACUACUUGAAAAAGAAAGAAAGUCUAAGAUCCUAUACGAAAAACAGAUGGAAGAAAAGCAGCGAAAGCUGAGGGAACAGAAAGAAAAGGAUGAACAACGGAGAAUAUCUGCAGAAAAAAAGAGAAACGAAAAGUUACAGGAAGAAAGGGAGAGAUUCAAAGCUGUCCUUCAUCGUACACUGGAACGGAGCAGCCGUGUGGAUCAUCAAAAAAGAUGGUCAUGGGAAGGCUCUACAACAGUAAACUCUCAGAAUAAAGCUGCCAACAAACAUUCUAUAUCUACUGAAAAGCUUGAACAGGGGACUUCUGGAUUACAUAAACAAAUGUCGUCUGCAAGUUCUCAAAAUUCUAUUGCCAAGAGCAUCCACAAUAUAUUCCAAUAUGUAAACAUGCCCCUGCUUAAGCAUAGCAGUGAUGAAUUGAAGAGUACCAUAGUGCCUCACAAGUCAACAGUGGUAAUACCUCCCCAGGAGAAAGUAGACACACCCUCCAAGACAAGCGUGGAAGCGGCCCCCAAGGCAAGUGUGGAAGUGCCCCCGGAGGUGAGUGUGGAAGCACCCCCCGAGGCAAGCUUGGAAGUAUCCCCCGAGGUGAGCAUGGAAGCACCCCCCGAGGCAAGCAUGGAAGCACCCCCCGAGGCAAGCUUGGAAGUAUCCCCCGAGGUGAGCGUGGAAGCACCCCCCGAGGUGAGCGUGGAAGCACCCCCCGAGGCGAGCUUGGAAGUAUCCCCCGAGGUGAGCGUGGAAGCACCCCCCGAGGCGAGCGCAGGAACACCCCCCACGAGUGUGGAAACAUCACCUGAGGCAAGCGAGGAUCUAUCCCUCGAGGCGAGUGUGGAUCCGUCCCCAGAGGUGAGCAUGGACUCAUCCCCAGAGGUGAGCGUGGACUCGUCCCCAGAGGUGAGCACGGAAGCGUCAUCUGAGGCUAGUGUGGAAGCAUCUCCUGAGGCGAGCGUGGAAGCAUCCCCAGAGGAGAGCACAGAAGUGCCCUCUGAGGCAAGUAUGGAGGCGCCCCCCGAGGCCUCCCCUGAGGUGACCAUGGGAAUGUCUUCCAAGGUGAAAAUGAAAGACUCUCCACAGAAAUCAGAAAUGGACAAACAGGCCUCAAACCCGAUUACGAAGAAGCGCCUACCACCAUCGCAGAUACCGUGUUAUAGAUGGUCAUCUUCUCCUACAAGCAGGUGGUGUCCUCCAUCUCCCAUCAGUGCUAGCAGGCAAAUCCAAAAGAAUCGCCCCCCGUCACCUUCACCCGUCACGUCAAAACAGUCGACACAGUUUUCUUUUUCCUGUAGAGCAAUUCCUAUGCAGCGUACCGUAUUUGCACAAAAUGCUUUAGGUACUAUUGGAAUGAAAAGUGAAGCCAUCUCUAACACCAUUAACAGCUCUGAGGCUGCAAGCCAAAAGGAUAUGAUCUGUGAAGAGUCUGGUAAUAAAAGCACACCAGGGCCUAUGAAUGCCGAGGAGGCAACAAAAAUUUUGGCAGAGAAACGACGUCUUGCUCGUGAACAAAAAGAAAAAGAGGAAGAAAGACUACAAAAAGAGAUGGAACAAAGGAAAAUGAAAGACAUAGCAAAGAAAGCAGCUGAAGGCCAACAAGAGGAGUUCUCAAAAUUUGGAGAUGGGCAACCACCAAAGGAGAUAAAAAAGAAGAAAGGAAGUCAAGAACAAGAAGACCAAAAAGUAGAACUCCAGAAAAGUGAUGCCAAAAUAAAAGCUCAGGAGGAGGCUGACAAACGCAAGAAGGAGCACGAGAGAAUUAUGUUACAGAAUUUGCAGGAGAGAUUAGAAAGAAAAAAGAGAAUUGAGGAAAUUAUGAAGCGGACAAGAAGGCCAGAUUCAAAUACCUCAAAGGCUACAGAAACAUUCAGCAAUGAUGCAUAUGAGGAGGACGAGGCAGACGAUGAGGACGAGUCGGAAAGUGACAGUGAUUCCUUUGAUGACAUGCAUCCAUCAGCUUUUAUAAACGGCACGGAGUCAUCCACAAAACCAAAAACACAUUUUAAAAACGUGAAGAACACUCGCAAGCUGGUGCUUUUAGAUGCGACUUCUAGCUACAUCCGUAAAGAGACAACACUUUUCAAUUGUGACAUGAAAACCUUCAGACAAAAAAGAGUGAAAGACCCUUUGAAUCAGACAAAGAGUGCCAGAUCCUCCACCAAAAGAACAGCCAACCGAGCAGCCAAAACCGGAAAGGCAGAAACCAGCAACACCGUGGGACCUUCCAAGAGCUUACAUUCAGAGGCACAGGAUUGGGUCUGUGACAAGAUUAUUGACAUCACAGGCGAGAUAGAAUCACCUAAGUCCAGUAUCCCUCCUGAUAGCCGAAAACACCAUCUGAAAGGUCCCAUGGCAUCCUGCCUAAGUCACCAGCCGCCUAUAGACAACAAGAAAACAAGCAAAUCUGUUUCUGCUCUAUCAGAUAUGUAAACCUCAUCCAGCCUGGAAGAGAAUCCAUUCUCCACUCUGGAUUUUGACCUCCAGGCACAUCUCUCAAAAUUUCUCCACCUCCUACUUGAACCUGGCAAAGAAAAUGACUCUCAAAAAAAAAAAAAAGGGAAACAUCAAAACGUCAUCUUAACUUAUCUCAGAAGAUGCUCAUAUCAUCUUCACUCUUGCCCACAAGCAAGGGUUCUGAGUAAAGAGUCGUUUUGUCUUCCUGUAAAAAUCUUCAUGUCUCUCGUUCUUGUGUUUUCCUACCAACACGUUUGAGUGUGUAUCGAGGGUGUCUUUAUAAAAUGCUAACUCUUGAGUUUCUAAGAGAAUCUCUACCAGAGGAAUAGUUUUUUCUCAGUAUAUAUUUGAAAUCUUAAAAUCACGUUUACUCCAUUUAACAAUUACUUUAAUUUACCAAUAACAACUCACAUUCGAUCUUGUAGAGGACAUGAUGGCUUAUUUGAGGGCCUCAAGAUUCCUCACAAGAGCUUUGUUUGGAUUGUUCUUAAUAUACAAAUACAGAAGGUUGCAAAAUAUUAAAUCACAUUUUACCGCUAUGUACGUAUAUUUCUAACUCUGCCAUAGUCUGCCAGCCCCGUACACAGGCACUGAUACCCCCAAAUACUGGGAGUCCUAGAAGGUGUGAUCUUCAGCAUCUUCCCUGCUUUUGUCAGUGUUUCAUUUUGAAGUACAUACUGCGGUUUAUCUAUAAAAACAUGUUAUUAUUUUUAUUGUGUACAUAGGGCAGUAUUUGGCUGUUGUCUGAUGGGGUAUGUUGAAUUCCUCUAAAAGUUUACUGUGUAUAAUCUUUUUCUGCUUGUGCUCUCCAGGCCUGCCCUUCAGUAUACACUCAGGCUUGAGAUGUGGAAUCAAAAUUUGCUUGCCUUUCUCUAGCGGCUGGCUGCGAGUGAGUACAGGAGCAGUGUUAUUCUUUGGCCCCCUUGAUAGGCACAGAGACAUACACAGUGUACACGCACACACGUGUACACAGGAUAUAUGUUUCCUGAAAUUCAUUGAAUCCUGCUUAAACCAUUGACUAAAACUUGAAUUCAAAUUAGUGGUCCUAAUGCUAAUGAGUUUUCUGGUGAAUCACAAAUAGUUUGAAGCAGGCCUGUGUUCCUUUGUAGCCACCAGUCUUCAAUUAGUAAAAGGAAGUAGUUAUUCUUUCUGAUUCCCUAGUUCUUUGCUAUUCAGAGUACUGUACCUUUGUUAUAGAAUAGAGCUUGGUGCCUUAGAUUUAAAAACUUUUUAUACACUAGCUCUUUUAUAAAAAAGGCAGAGACAGUCAUCUUAACAGAUGUGAUUCUGAUAUUUUUCUGUACAGAUUUCACAUGUUGAAACACUGUUACGCCUUCAUAUAAAUGUGUGUGCUCUAUGCAAUAAACUUUGCAGGUAAAGCAAGUUUUCUUCUUAUUUUAAUAAUAAAAAAGGUACUGGUGGUGGUAUAAAGGUGACACCAGUUGUUAACCAAGCUAUGAACACAGGCAACAGGUAUGUUCGAUAAGUAAUCAAAUCCUCUGAUGCCACUCUGCAGUCACUUGGUGAUUUGGCGGCGUUCCACCGUGGGACAUUAAGAUGUGAAUUUUGAACUCUGGUCUUCUUCCUGCACCUGUUUCAAUGCUUGUUAACUCUUCCCUG
Molecule: messenger RNA, 4397 nt
Organism: Balaenoptera acutorostrata (minke whale)
Lineage: Eukaryota; Metazoa; Chordata; Mammalia; Artiodactyla; Balaenopteridae
Gene: MAP7D3
Product: MAP7 domain containing 3
Exons: 17
Coding region: 75-2753 (892 amino acids)
Biological process (GO): microtubule cytoskeleton organization
Cellular component (GO): microtubule cytoskeleton
Source: RefSeq, a predicted model, not a curated record